Messenger RNA from Cetraspora pellucida, 1050 nucleotides. NCBI's taxonomy places the organism in Eukaryota, Fungi, Glomeromycota, Glomeromycetes, Diversisporales, Gigasporaceae. The record is from the annotation of a GenBank genome assembly.
AUGGCCAUGAAAGAAAUAAAAUCAUGUGAUAUAAUUCUCGCAUCACCGAGUCUCUAUUUACCAAGUAACACAACAAGCUCUUUAGCAAUCAAAGGCAACAUCCAAAUUAAUCUUUCAGCCCCACUAAAAGUUACUCAAGUAAUAUUAAAACUUCAUGGAUUUGCACAAUUUAAUAAUUCUCAAAAAGCUACAACACGAAAUUUAACGACCAAAGAUUUGAUUAAACAAAAACUUACUGUUGUAAACAUCACAAAAACUUUUAAUCCUGGUGAAACAUUGCUUCCGUUCGCUAUUACAUUGAAAGCACCGGUAAAUCUUCCAGCCAGUGUUGAGGGUAAACAUGCUGCGAUUAGAUAUGUGCUUACUGCUGAGUUGACUAAAGCUUCUCCGCAUGCAAUUUACAAAACCUCUAAAAAUGUAAUUUUACGAAAAAACACAUUAACAAAUGGUGUAGAUAUCAAUGAAAAAGUUAUUUAUGAAGAUGAACGUGAAGGAUUGUUAAAAUAUAAAGUUUUUGUCUCGAAAUAUAUGGCCAUUAAUGAUGAUGCCGGUGAGGAAGAUAAUGCUGAUAUUUCUACGGAACCGCGCGGUGUUGUUAAAGUUGAAGCUACUUUUGAAUCUUUGGAUAAUGCUGGUGUUAAAGAAGUGAAAGUUGAAUCAUUCGAGUAUGAGAUGUACAAUUUUGCAAAGUUUGGAUCAUCAUCAUCCGCUUCUAGUGCAACGAAAUCAUCGACACCUGUAAAAAAAACAGUAACGCCGACUUCACGAGCAAGUGCUAAAAUCCCUGCAUUCUCUAAUGUUUCCAUACCAAACCCUCAUCAUACCACACCACUUAUUACACCACCUCUCUCAAUUCCUAUAUCGUCCGAUGACUCCGGUCCUGUUUCAUUCGAAAUCCCAAUCUAUCAUCGGAUGAAACCUGAUUCAAAUGUUUCUUUCUUGGAGAUCAAACAUGAGAUUAUCAUGACAAUAAGAUUCGAUAAAUUUAUGUUGACACCCUUGAAAUUGGAGGUCCCUAUUAUUGUUAUAACUAAUUCUUCAGAAAAUUGA